Cydia amplana is the source of this 681-nucleotide messenger RNA. Its product is annotated as protein OPI10 homolog. NCBI's taxonomy places the organism in Eukaryota, Metazoa, Arthropoda, Insecta, Lepidoptera, Tortricidae. The record is from RefSeq and is a predicted model, not a curated record. Gene Ontology annotation, biological process: protein import into nucleus. Gene Ontology annotation, molecular function: nuclear import signal receptor activity; Hsp70 protein binding. The transcript has 4 exons. The coding region runs from base 74 to 679 and encodes 201 amino acids. Gene Ontology annotation, cellular component: nucleus; cytosol.
AGUUCUAGAAAGUACAAGAAAGAUAAGUUUAUUUUUCGCCGAAACAUAACCUAAAUCAAGUUAUAUUAUUACAAUGGCAAAUGUGUUUGGAUUAAUAGUGUCUGGCCGUUUGGUCCAAACAGACUUUACUCCAGUAUCCGACACGCAGUUCCUCAUCACAAUACCCGAGGCGGACUCCAUAAACUACCUAGUUGUGUUCCUCACCGGCAUGACUCCUCUGCCUGAAGGCGCCUGUGGCAUGGUCUACUGGAGCUGGCCGGACCCCUCGGCGCCCCCCAACUGGCAGCUGCUAGGACACAUAUCCAACUCCAAGCCGUCGGCAAUAUUUAAGAUUUCUAAUUUGAAGAAGUUGCAUGAACUCUCUAGUGAUAACCAGUUCGGCACGGCGUUCGGCGCGCCCAAGAUUUGCCACAACGCGCAGAUAGGUGUCGCCAUCGAGCCGGAAACCAAUGUGUCGCUGCUAGCUUCCUCUGUUGCACUCAGCACGCAGAACUCUUACGUAACCUUCGCCCAGAAGAUGCUCGAGAACCUGAUAAACUUCGUGGGCUCGUUCGCCGUGACCCAGGAGCAGAUGAGCCCCACCCCGGGCGUGUCGUACGUCCCGCUGAGCACGCUGCAGACCUGGUACCAGAACUUCGAGAGGCGGCUCCAGCAGAACCCUAACUUUUGGAAGAACUAGUC